Molecule: messenger RNA, 1149 nt
Organism: Vigna radiata var. radiata (mung bean)
Lineage: Eukaryota; Viridiplantae; Streptophyta; Magnoliopsida; Fabales; Fabaceae
Exons: 5
Coding region: 1-1149 (382 amino acids)
Source: RefSeq, a predicted model, not a curated record
AUGACAGAAGCAAGAGGAUGCUUGAUACCUGAAGAACGAGAGGAGCAGGUUGGGUGGGAGGUGAACCGGGUGGAGAAGGAUGCGAAGUAUCUGUAUGAGAUGUGGGCAUACAUUGGUCAAUAUAGAGCAAAGGAGAGGAGUGGGAAGGCAAUUUAUGUGGGUAGAGGCAUGAAUAAGAGCAUAAGACCAGAAAAUGUUUGUUCACAACUGCGGAAUGCUUUUGUGUAUGAUGCCAUGUUGGAAGCAGCAAAACAUGGAAAUGUUGAGUUCAUAAAUGCUAUGUGGGAGGCUAACCAUGACCUCUUAUGGGCAAUGGACGAUCAUGGAAGAGACAUACUUUCGUAUGCGGUUCUUCAUCGCAAACGCAAUGUCUUCCAACUCAUGCUUACCCUCUGUGGAAAUAAGGAUAUAAUUAACUAUUCAACAGACAUGUUUGGUAAUAACUUAUUGCACUUGGCGGCACAUUUAGGACCUUUGUCUGAUAUGAAUAGCAGACCCACUGGUGCUUGGCAAAUGAAAAGAGAAAUUGAAUGGUUUAAGGCGGUGGAGGAAGUUGUGCAUGUCAAAUGUAGAGAAGCCAAAAACGAUGAAGGUAAGAAGCCUAAAGAUAUAUUUAUUGAAACGCACAAGGAGCUGAUGAAAGAUGGAGAAAAAUGGAUAAAGGAAACAGCUGGGACAUUUGCAAUUGUAGGUGUUCUCGUUAUAACUGUCAUGUUCACUGCAAUAUUCACAGUCCCAGGGGGUCUCCAUCAAGACACUGGAAUGCCGAUUCUGAUAAAGGAAAAACGGUUUAUUGUGUUUAUUGUAGCUGAUGUAAUCUCUCUCUUGACUUCUAUCAGUACAGUAUGGAUAUACAUUAAGCUUAUAGCAUCGCGUUAUGCUCCAAUAGACUUCCUAGAAAUAUUGCCCGCCAUGAUAAUGUCAGCGAUUAACUUCCUUUCCCUGUCCCUAGUGUCCAUGAUGAUUGCCUUCUGUGCUGCGCUUGGAAUAGUUCUACAAAAUUCAUGGUCGUACAAGGACUUUUUUGUAGGAAUCGUCGUAUUGACACUCAUUCCCUUCGUGCUUCCUUUUUGGACUUUAGACCAUACAUCAUCCUCACCGUUCACCAAAAGUCAAACUUCAUGGAAAGAAGACUUCGUAAUCUGUUGA